This is a messenger RNA of Pterocles gutturalis (yellow-throated sandgrouse), 393 nucleotides long. It is a transcript of the gene LIF, whose product is annotated as leukemia inhibitory factor. Gene Ontology annotation, cellular component: extracellular region. Gene Ontology annotation, molecular function: leukemia inhibitory factor receptor binding; cytokine activity. Gene Ontology annotation, biological process: immune response. Lineage: Eukaryota; Metazoa; Chordata; Aves; Pterocliformes; Pteroclidae. The record is from RefSeq and is a predicted model, not a curated record.
CUGAAGUGCCAGGGAGAGCCGUUCAGCAGCGAGAGCGACAAGCUCUGCACCGCUGGCAGCGUCUUCUUCCCCCCCUUCCACGUCAACCCGACGAGCGAGCGGGAUCGGAAGGAGGUGAUGGUGGCCAUGUACAAGCUCUUUGCCUUCCUCAACGCCUCGCUGGGGAACAUUACCCGCGACCAGGAGGAACUCAACCCCACGGCCAAGGAGCUCCUCGACCGGCUCCACACCCGCGGCCUCAUCUCCAACCUCACCUGCCUCCUCUGCAAGAACUACAACAUCUUCCAGGUGGACGUCAGCUACGGGGAGAGCUCCAAGGGCAAGAGCACCUUCAAGAAGAAACAGCAGGGCUGCCAGGUGCUCAGGAAGUACGUGCAGGUCAUCGCCCAGGCG